AUGCUUUGUCUGCUGUGGCUGCUGUGGCUGCUGCCCCCCAGGGCCCGCGGCGCCCAGGUGCACCAGGUCUUUGAGGUGCUGGAGGAGCAGCCGGCCGGCACCCUGGUGGGCAUGGUGCCCACGCGGCCCGGCUUCACCUACCGCCUGAGCGAGCCGCACGCCCUGUUCGCGCUCAACGCCAGCUCGGGCGCGCUGCUGACCACGGCGCCCAUCGACCGCGAGCGGCUGCCCAGCGACGUGCUGGCCCUGGUGGUGUUGUCCAGCGCGCCCACCUACCCCACCGAGGUGCGCGUCCGCGUGCGCGACCUCAACGACAACGCGCCCGAGUUCCCCGAGCCCGUCGUGGCCGUGGCCUUCCGCGAGGACAGCGCGGGCGGCCGCCAGGUCAUCCUGGACACGGCCACCGACGCGGACAGCGCUGCCAACGGCGUGGACCACGGCUCCUACCGCAUCGUGGGCGGCGACUCCGACGGCCGCUUCGGCCUGGACGUGACCCCGCACCCCGGCGGUGCGGGCGCCUUCCUGCACCUGGUGACCCGUGGCGCGCUGGACCGCGAGGCCACACCGCACUACCGGCUGCUGGUGCAGGUGGACGACCGCGGCCAGCCCCGGCGGCGCGGCUACCUGGCGGUCAACGUGACGGUGCAGGACGCCAACGACAACGCGCCCGUCUUCGGCCAGGCGCUGUACCGCGCCCGCCUGGGGGAGGACGCGCCCCUGGGCGCCUCGGUGCUGCGGGUGCACGCGGCCGAUGCGGACGAGGGCGCCAACGCACGGGUGCGCUACCGCCUGCUGGACCCCGCGGCGCCCUUCCUGCUGGACGCCGACAGCGGGCUGCUGACCGUGCGCUCGCCGCUGGACUUCGAGGCCAGGCGCCAGUACGCGCUGACCCUGCAGGCGCUGGACGGCGGGAGCCCCCCUCUGGCCGGUCGCGCCCAGGCGCUGGUGGAGCUGACGGAUGUCAACGACAACGACCCCGUGGUCCGCUUCCGCUACUUCCCCGCCACGUCGCGCUUCGCAGCGGUGGACGAGAACGCGCAGGUGGGCACGGUGGUGGCGCUGCUGACCGUGUCGGACGCUGACUCGCCCGCCGCCAACGGGAACCUGUCGGUGCGCAUCCUGGCCGGCAACGAGCAGCGCCACUUCGAGCUGCAGCGCAGCCCGGUGCCCAACCUCAGCCUGGUCAAGGUGGCCGGCGCGCUGGACCGCGAGCGCAUCGCGGCCUACAACCUCACGGUGUGCGUGUCUGACGGCCAGGGCGCGCCCGGCCCGGCCCGCUCCUCGGUGGCCAGCCUGCUCAUCUUCGUCAACGACGUCAACGACCACCCGCCCGUCUUCGCGCGCCCGCGGUACCGGGCCCAGCUGGCGGAGGACGCGCCCCCGGGCAGCUUCGUGGGUGGCGUGGCGGCCUCAGAUGGGGACGCGGGCCCCAACGCGCACCUCCGCUACGGGCUGGCGGGCGGCGACGCCUGGGGCUGGUUCCGGGUCAGCGAGCACAGCGGCCUGGUCACCACCGCGCCCGGCGCCCAGCUGGACCGCGAGCGGGCGCCCCUGGUGCUCCUUAACGUCAGCGCGCGUGACCUGGGCCCGCACCCGCGGGUGGCCUUCGCCGAGCUGGAGGUCACCCUGCUGGACGUCAACGACCAGGCCCCGCGGUUCGGCCAGCCCGAGGGCUACGCCGUGGCCGUGGCCGAGGACGCGCCCGCAGGCACGGAGCUGCUGGUGCUGUCGGCCGCCGACGGGGACCUGGGCGACAACGGCACCGUGCGCUUCUCGCUGCUGGAAGGGGACCCCGGGCCGCCCGCCUUCCGCCUGGACCCCGAGUCGGGCCGGCUGAGCACGGCGGCGCCGCUGGACCGCGAGCGGCGCGCCUUCCACGCCCUGUGGGUGCUGGCCUCUGACCUGGGCCGGCCCCCGCUGACCGCGCGCACCUGCGUGAACGUGACGGUGCUGGACCUCAACGACAACAGCCCCGCCUUCUACCCCGUCCAGUACUUCGCGCAUGUGCAGGAGAACGAGCCGGCCGGCAGCUACGUGGCCACCGUGUCCGCCUCCGACCCUGACCUGGGCCCCAACGGCACGGUCAGCUACAGCCUGGCCGCCGGUGACUCGGCCCGCUUCUGGGUGGACGCCCGCUUGGGGGUCAUCUCCACGCGCGUGGCGCUGGACCGCGAGGAGAGGACGUCCUAUCAGCUGCAGGUGGCCGCCACGGACGGUGGCCUCCGGCGGGCCCCCACCCCGGCUGCGGUGACGGUCACGGUGCUGGACACCCAGGACAGCGCGCCCGAGUUCGGCCAGCCCUCCUACAGCUUCGUGGUCUUCGAGAACGUGGCGCCUGGCUACCACGUGGGCAGUGUGGCGGCCACCAGCCCGGAUUUGCACGCCAACAUCAGCUAUCUCAUCGCGGCCGGCGACCCCCACGGCGCCUUCUCCAUCCACCCGGCCAGUGGGCGGCUGAGCACAGCCGGAGACCUGGACCGCGAAGUGCAGGCCUUCUACCAGCUGCGUGUGGUGGCGGGCGGGGGCGCCGUGGCCGGAGAGGCACUGGUGAACGUCACGGUGCGGGACCUCAACGACAACGCGCCCCGCUUCCCCCGGCCGGACGAGCGAGCUGACGUGGUGGAGAACUGGGGGGCCGGGCACCCCGUCUUCCAGGCGCAUGCCCGGGACCCCGACGAGGGCCUCGGCGGGGAGGUGCGCUACAGCCUGGCGCAGGACGCCGGCGGCCUGUUCGCGGUGGACUCGCUCAACGGCUCGGUCACCUUGCGGGCCGCCCCGACCGGGCGCACGGGGCCCUUCGUCCUGGAGGUGCUGGCCGCCGACCGGGGCGUCCCUCAGCUGUCGUCCAGCCUGCGGCUGACCGUGCGGCUCCACGAUGUGAACGACCACGCGCCCACGUUCGAGCAGACGUCCUAUGAGGUGACGCUCUCCGAGGCCGAGCCCGUCAACUCGCGCUUCUUCCAGGUGCGGGCCACCGACCUGGACGCGGGCCCCAACGGCGAGGUGGCCUACCGCAUCUCGGCAGGCGACGCGGGCGGCGUCUUCGGCGUGUUCCCCGACGGCCAGCUGUACGUGCGGCGCGAGCUGGACCGCGAGCUGCAGGAGCGCUACGAGCUGGUGCUGGAGGCCAGCGACCGGGCGCUGGAGCCUCUGCGGGCCACGGCCAAUGUCACGGUGCUGCUCUGUGAUGAGAAUGACAGCAAGCCGCUGUUCGGCAGCACGGCCUACAGCUUCUGGCUGGACGAGGAGCAGCCGGCCGGCGCACCGGUGGGCAGGGUCAGCGCCGCCGACGGGGACGCCGGGCCCAAUGGCCAGGUCACCUACGCCUUCGAGACCCCGCAGCCCGACUUCGAGCUGCAGCCGCUGACCGGGGAGGUGCGCAGCGCCCGCCGGCUGGACCGUGAGGGGCUGGUGCGCGGCCGGGGCUCGGCGCUCUUCACCAUGGCCGUGCUGGCCAGCGACCAGGGCCGCCCGGCGCUGCGUGACCGCGCCGUGGUGCACGUCCAGCUGCGGGACGUCAACGACAACGCCCCCCGCUUCCUGAAGGACGCCUACCGGGCGGCCGUGUCCGAGGAGGCCGAGGGCCCCACGCCGGUGCUCCGGGUGUCUGCCUCCGACGAGGACGAAGGCCUUAACGGGGCCGUGCGCUACGAGCUGGUGGCGGGCAACGCGGAGGGCCGCUUCGCCGUGGACGCCGCCUCGGGCCAGGUGACGCUGCUGGGCCGACUGGACUUCGAGGCCACGCCCGCCUACGAGCUCGUCAUCCGGGCGCUGGACUCGGGGCCUGGCCCGCUGAGCGCCAGCUGCACGCUGCACGUGGAGGUGGUGGACGCCAACGACAACGCCCCGGCCUUCCCGCAGGACAUGCUGGAGCUGGACGUGGUGGAGAACCUGCGGGUGGGCGCCCUGGUGUCCUCGCUGUCGGCGGUGGACGCGGACUCGGGGGACAACGCAGAGCUGCGGUACAGCAUCGCGGGCAGCGACGGGCCGGGCACCUUCUCCGUCAGCCCCAACACGGGCAGCAUCUUUCUGGCGCGAAGGCUGGACUUCGAGACGCGGCCGCUGUAUCGCCUGAACGUCACCGCCAUGGACCGCGGCCACCCGCCGCGCUCUGCCACCGUGUCUGUGCUGGUGCGGGUUCGAGACUUCAAUGACAACGCGCCCCGCUUUCCGCCCGGGGACCUGGUGGCCUCUGUGCCCGAGAACGUGCCGCCGGGCACCUCGGUGCUGACGGUCAGCGCCCGGGACCCUGACACGGAUGUCAACGGCCGGCUGCACUACUCCAUCGUGCGCCAGACACCCCGCGGGGCCCACUUCCGCGUGGACGAGGCCCACGGCACCGUCUACACGGCUGCCGAGAUCGACCGCGAGUUCUCCAGCCGCUUCGAGCUGACGGUCCGCGCCAGCGACCAGGCGGAGCCACCGGAGACGCGGCGCCACGCGCUCAAGAAUGUGACGGUGCUGGUGGCCGACGAGAAUGACAACGCGCCCGCCUUCCUGUCUCAAAGUGCGCUGGCCGCCGACCCCGCGGCCGCCGUGGGCUCGCUGCUGACCACGCUGCAGGCUGCGGACCCCGAUGAGGGCCCCAACGGGCAGGUGGAAUUUGCGCUGCUGCAGGGGGAUGCGGCCACCUUCUCGCUGGACCGCUUUAGCGGGGCGCUGCGGCUGGCUUCCGCGCUGGCCCCCACCCGCCUGGCCUACAGCCUGCUGGUGGCCGCCACCGACCUGGGCCCUGAGCGCCGGCGUGCCACGGCCGAGCUGACCGUGCUGCUGCUGGGCUCCGACGGGCCGGCCUUCCCGCAGCCACGCUACGUGGCCGUGCUGCCCGAGGGGCUGCCCGCCGGCUCCAGCGUGCUCUCCCUGGCGGCGGUCAGCCCGCGUGGCCCCCAAGCGCCCGUCGAGUACUACGUGGUGUCCGUCAGCUGCCACGGCCGGUCGGCCGGGCGCCUCUUCUCCGUGGGCCGGCACAGCGGGCUGCUGCAGACAGCGGCCGUGCUGGACCGAGAGCGGGAUGCCUGCACCUACCUGGUGGACGUCUACGCCAUGGAGCGGGCAGGCACUGUGCCGCACACCCAGAGGGCCGAGAUGAGGGCGGAGGAGCCUCAGGUCGGCCGAGUCUGACCAGCCUGUCUUCCUCUGUUUCGACCGGAGGAGCUCCGAGCUUAACUGUUUCAAAUGUUUGCUUCCACCGAACAUUUAUUUUUAAUAUGACAGCUCAUUAUUUUCUGUGGCUAAAGAUAGAGUGAACACAACAGGC
Erinaceus europaeus (western European hedgehog) is the source of this 5257-nucleotide messenger RNA. Its product is annotated as protocadherin Fat 4-like. Bases 1 to 5121 code for a protein of 1706 amino acids. The record is from RefSeq and is a predicted model, not a curated record. Lineage: Eukaryota; Metazoa; Chordata; Mammalia; Eulipotyphla; Erinaceidae. The transcript has 2 exons. Gene Ontology annotation, molecular function: cadherin binding; calcium ion binding. Gene Ontology annotation, cellular component: plasma membrane; catenin complex. Gene Ontology annotation, biological process: homophilic cell-cell adhesion.